Messenger RNA from Blepharisma stoltei, 3751 nucleotides. The record is from the annotation of a GenBank genome assembly. Lineage: Eukaryota; Ciliophora; Heterotrichea; Heterotrichida; Blepharismidae.
AUGAUUUUAAAAGUGCAUGCCUCAAUUAACCUCACUUUAAAUUUGUGCUUUUUCGUCCUACUCGCUACCUCCUUAGCUUUCAACUAUUUUUCUUUUCUGGUAAGCCAUAUCUAGAACUACAAAGUAGGACUAUUCACAAUUACUCAUCCUCUCCAAUACGAAGAUGUAGGAGAUGUCCAGGUCUUUGCCUAUUUUCAGGAUUUUAAAACAACAGCCUGUCAAUCGUCAAAGGAAGAAGGAAUCCUCACAAUGUGCAGCAAUAUCGACAAUUUUGAAGUCGCAGGGUUUGUUUAUGCAUUUUUUGCAGCAUUCUUACUGAUCUUUGUGCUUGGGUCAAUACUCAACCUCCUGAUGCUUAUAACGAGUCAAGACAAUUUUUUUACAAAAAUAAGGAUCCCUCAUUAUGUAAAUGCAGCGGGUUUUGUGCUGGUGGCAAUAAGCUAUAUGCUUUUGAGUAAUAUCGACAAUAUAACGCCGCCAAACUCGCAAGAUGUAGAUGUUCAGACUGAAACGGGGAUUGAGCUUCUUUUUACAAUUGCACUUGUAGCUUUUGUCACUUUGUUCCACUAUUUAUUUGUAAGGAAAUUUAAAAAUCUUGACUAUUUGGCAGCAAUGACCCAAAGUAUUGGAUCCAGGCCUACAGACUUAGAAAGGCCAACAGAGACCCCUUCCAGGACCAAAGGACUUUUCUCAGAAAAAUCCACCACAAAGCUUCAGUCUCCUGAUAUCGAAGAAAUCGUGAUUAAGCCACGACAAGCCAAAGUUGAAAGUGGUGCCCCAGAAGCAGCCCGAGAAAACGACCUCCUUAAAACAGAAAACGAAAGACUUAUAAAAGAAAUAAACUCCCUCCACAAGUCAAUAGAAGACUCCAAAGAUGAAGGCAAAAAUGAAAAACUAGCAGCAUUAAAUAGUCAGCUUGACACAAAAGAAGAAGAAAUCCAAAGACUGAGGAACUUAUUAGAAGCUUUAAGAAGGCAAUUAUUACAAAAAGAUAUGAAAAUUGAAGAAAUUGAAAGAAAUUCAGCUGUAAAUCAACAGACCAUUGAUGCGCUAAAAGAAAAUAAAGAAGAGCUUAAUAAGUUUUUAAUGGAAAGAGAAAAGAGGAUUGAAGAACUUAGAAGGGAAAGAGACGAAACAAGAAGGGAACUUGGGACAAGAAAUGAAGAAUAUGAUGUAUUGGUAGCUGAGCUAAAUAACUCAAAAAGAGAAGUUUUAGCUUUAAAAGAAGGAAGAAGCACAGAUAUGUCAAGCGAAAAUAUAGGGACUGGAAGCUUAGAUAUUGAUAGCAUGAAGGAUAAAAUUACCCAGCUCUCAAAAGCGCUGGAAAUGCAGAGAGACCAAACCAAUAGCUUGAUUUCGAAAAACCAGAACUUGGAAAUGGCAAAAGAUGACCUUGAUAUCAGAUAUAAACAGCUUUCAGAGGCUUAUGAUGAAGUCAGAAAGCAAUUUGGAGAAAUUUCUAUAAAAUAUGGACAGUAUGAAAAUUUGGAAAAAGAGAGGAUUGGCUUGUUGGAAAAAAUAAAUGAUUCAAAUUCUGUGAUAGAUAAACUUAAGCUGCAGAUCAAAGAGAUAAAAGCUAAAAAUGAAGAAUUGGAGCCUGUGGUGGAAAAAUAUGAAAUGCUAAGUGUGGCGUAUAAUAAGGCGAAAGAAGAAAUAGGGUCGUUAAAGGGGGAAAAUGAAAGCUUAAAGACUCAAAAUGAAAGUCUGUCGAUCCUUUCUGCUGAAAAAGCAAAAGCGGAGAUCGAUUUAGAAAAAAUUAAAAAAUUGUCUGAUGUAUAUCAAAACCAGUUACAAGAAUUAAGAGAAAAGUACCAAACAGACAAAGUUGACUGGGAAGAAGAAAAAAGUGAACUCAACUACGCAAUUUCACAACUAAAAAGAGAAGUUGAGCAGCUGCAAAGCCGGCUUAAAUCUCAAGAAAAUAGUUUGGACAAAGAAAUUCAAGAAUUAACUGAAAGCUUAGAGAAGCUAAAAGAUGAAGUCAAGUAUUAUAAAACCCAAUAUGACAUGACCCAAAGUGAAGUUGAAAGACUUCGCCAUCUCCAAGACGCCUUAAAGCAGCAGCUCGUGGCAAGAGAUUCUCAACUUGACGAAAUAAGCCAAGGCGAAGCCAGAAAAAGUGCUCAACAAGAAAGACUCAGCAAAAUCCUCAGCCAGCAAAAUGCAGAGCUCGACAACAACCUAAAAGACACAGAAAAAAAGCUAAAAGAACUCCUUGACGAAAAAGAAGAGCUCAGAAGGCAGCUUAAUUUAAAAUCCCAAGAAUUAAGCGACCUCAGCGGAGAAAACCAAAAUUUGCAUAAAGAGCUCUUUGAAAUCAAGCUCCAAAAGCAAAUGUCGCCUUCAGCCUCAAGAGAAGAAAAAAGCAACAGCUCUGAAAUGAGCUUUAGCAGCUCAAUUAGUAUCCAAGAACUAAUGAUUAUUGAAAGUCUCGCAGAAAUUGACAUUAAAGCAAACCCACUAAUGAAAACUGUCUCAAAAAUGAAAAAGGAGCCGCCUAUGUCUUAUUCAAACGUAUGGAAACUUUUUGAAAAUAUGAUGCAGGAAAAGUAUAAGCUUGACAGGCUAGAAAUGGCAUUAGGCAGACAGCCACGGUCUAUUGUAGAUUUCACUUUAGAUUUCAUGUAUUUGCAGUUUGGACUUAAAACGCUUGCACUUAAGCAGCUAAAAGCUUUAAUUUCUUCAUUAGAAGAGCUUUUCAAAAUUAACCACCCAUAUGGGACGAUUUUUUGUAGACUCCUAGGGAUUUUCCAUUCAAGGCCAAUCCCAACCCAUGUUGCUGCAUUUUUAAUUAUGGUGAACGAGCUUUUUAACACCCUCACAAACAGGACGAAAUUAAAAUUCGACAGUUUUGCCCAGCAGUACGAAAUUCAACAAUAUGGCGGAAAUGUUUCUAUUGUAGACGCCAUGGAGCUGGUCAUGAAAAUAUGUAAAAACCAAAGAGAUAGAGGUGAAAGGAUUAUUUAUUCGCUUAAAAGGGAUGCAGACAAUAAAAUGGACAUGAUUAUAAUAAAAGUAUGCGGAACCAUGGCAAAAAUGAAUAAAGGCUCAGACUAUAUGUUUGAGAUCCUUGAUUUAGACCGCCAAGGGACAAUUGAUUAUCAUGAAUUUGUAGACGCUAUUAGGAUAAAACUCAAUAUUUGGGUCACUCAAGAAGAAGCAGAAGACUUGUGUGCGUUUAUUGAUGAAGAUGCCAGAGGAAUAAUCACUCAUGAAGAAUGAAACUCAAAAAUCAAUUUUCCAAAAUAUUUAGAUUUGGCGUAUUCUAGUGCAGCUAUGGUUACCAAAGCUCAUCUAUUUAAUGCAAUUCUGGAAGAAUAUGAGCAUGAGAUGAUACAGGAGUAUAGCAAGUUGAGGCAGAGCUUUAAACAUCCGACGGUAGAUCAAUCAAUGUUUAAUAAAUAUAUAUAGCUAGCUGGAAAUAUCGAUUAUAAAAGGAUGCAUGACUAUUUUUAAUUUGGAAUGGAAAGGAAUGUUUAUAUAAUUGGAAUAUUUAUAGGAAAAAAAUGAAUUUAGUAUACUAGAUAUAGACCCUACAAUUGAAGAACAUGAAAUUACUAGACUUUAUGAAGAAGCUAGAAAUCAAGAUAUGGAUAUCAAAAAUGGAAUUAGUGCAGAGACGUUGUGUCUGACUAUUAUCAAAGAAAAAAUUGGAGGAUAUGGAAUUGGGCUGUUUGGUAAUUUUUAUGUAGACCUUAGCAUUAUUGAAAGCAUUAUGCCGAGAACAAGCUCAGAAGUAAAAAUUCAAUAA